Molecule: messenger RNA, 1617 nt
Organism: Saprolegnia parasitica CBS 223.65
Lineage: Eukaryota; Oomycota; Saprolegniomycetes; Saprolegniales; Saprolegniaceae
Exons: 6
Coding region: 1-1617 (538 amino acids)
Biological process (GO): mRNA splicing, via spliceosome
Cellular component (GO): catalytic step 2 spliceosome
Molecular function (GO): protein binding; mRNA binding
Source: RefSeq, a predicted model, not a curated record
AUGGACUUGCUGGCCGCGUACGCAGCGUCAAGCGACGAGGAAGAGGUCGCGCGGCCGAGCGUGAGCAUCAACUCGGCGCCCGACGUCCUCCUGCCGCUGGCCACGUCCAUGGCGCUGGCGCCGAACGCCAAGACGCUGGCGCUGAACCAGCCCAUUGGCACGUCGAUGGCGCCGGUCCUCGGGCCCAAGAACCCGUACAUGCGCCACAACCCAUUGCAGGUCGGCGCCGGCAAGGAAAUCGUGACGGGCGUCGUCGAGGCGACGGCCAUGGAGGACUUUUGCUUUGACGAAGUCUACCACGCGCAGCAGUUCCGCCAAGCGACGACCGACCCGCUCUACAAGAAGGCGCCGAAGCGCAAGGUCGACCCGAACUUUGUCAAGGACGUUGGGUCCGAGGCCGACCACGGCGUCUGGGCGCCGCAAAAGACAAGAGCACGCACGGUCUCGGACGCGCAGAAGGCGCUCAUCGCCGAGAACGAAGCCAAGCGUGCGAAGCGCGUCACCGACGACGACGACGAGGUCGACUUUGACCGUAUGAUUGAGCGCAAGGUCGCGCAUCUGCUGCCGCCGCGCCUCCAGCCUGGCCAGAAGGCCGUCGAGCCCAAGACGGCGUAUCUGGACCGCGAAGAGUACGACUACCAAGGCCGGUCGUGGCUCGAGCACCCGCGCGAACUCAAGGCCGACGACGGCCAGCACGAUGUCUUUCUUCCGAAGAAGGCGAUCCACCAGUGGGAAGGUCACACGAAGGGCGUCCAAGCGAUCGAGCUCUUCCCCAAGUACGGUCAUCUGCUGCUCAGUGGCAGUCUCGACUCGACGGUGCGCAUCUGGGACGUCUACAACGAGCGUAAGUGCAAGCGCAUCUACCAAGGCCACACAAACGCUGUGCGUGGCAUCAACUUUGCACCCGACGGCAAGACGUUCCUCACGUGCAGUUUUGAUCGGUUCAUUCGGCUCUGGGACACGGAGACGGGCCAGGUCCUCCAGACGUACACGAACCGCCGCGUCCCGUACUGCAUCAAGUUUCACCCGGUCGAGACCAACCAGUUUGUCAUUGGCGACUCGAACCAUAUGAUUGUGCAGUUUGAUACGCGCUCGGGCGAGGUCACCCAAGAGUACAACCACCACUUGCAGACAGUCAACGCCGUGACGUUCGUGGACGACAACCGGCGGUUUGUCUCGACGUCGGACGACAAGAAGAUUCUCAUUUGGGAGUGGGGCAUUCCGGUCCCGAUCAAGUACAUCUCGGAGCCCGGCAUGCAUUCGAUGCCGGCUACGUCGCUGCAUCCAAGCGGCAACUACUUUGCGGGCCAGUGCUUGAGCAACCAGAUUGACGUGUACACGGCGCGCGACAAGUUUAAGCUCCAGCGCCGCAAGGUGUUUCGCGGUCACGCGUGCGCCGGGUAUGCCUGCCAAGUCGGUUUUAGCCCCAACGGCCAGUACGUGGUCAGCGGCGACGGCGAAGGCCAGCUCGUCUUUUGGGACUGGAAGACCACGCGCAUGUUCAAGAAGGUCCAAGCGCACUCGAAGGGCCCGACGAUGGGCGUUGCGUGGCACCCCCUCGAAGCGUCCAAGGUCGUCACGUGCGGCUGGGACGGCCUCAUCAAGUACUGGGACUAG